AUGGAUGGGGGCGCACAUCAGCUAGGACGACGCGCCCGCCGGACCCUCCACCUCCUUUCCCGCACGGGAGACAGAGCAGCCACCCGCCGCAAUACUGGCAGCGCGCACGGUCCUCUCGGCCCGAUCGGGGCCCGUGGCCAGUGCCCAGCGCCCAGCGCCCGGCGGGGAACAACCUCCCUACUGUUCCUGCAAGGAGCGCGUGCCAGCUGCCGGGCCACAACGGAUCCGGGUGUCAGGGUCGGAUCGGGUGAGCGCGCAGGCGAGUGCUGGCAGCCAGCCCCGCUUCUAGCCGGAACCUGGACCCGCCCCGCGACCCUGCCCCUCUCCCGAGGCCUCGCCCCCAGGCGGCCCCGCCCCUCCCCGGCCCUCGGGGCCGCCUCCCGUGCUGCCGCGGGCACCCACUCUCGCGCCGGACUCGCGCCCGGUCCCCGCGCCGCAGCCAUGCGUCCCGGAGCGCCGCGAGCGGCCGCGCUGCCAUUCGUUGCUCUGGGCGCGCUUCUGUGGUCCUCCGCGGGCGCCUGGAAGCUCACCAUUCUGCACACCAAUGACGUGCACAGCCGCCUGGAGCAGACCAACGAGGACUCGGGCAAGUGUGUCAACGCCAGCCUCUGCGUGGGCGGCGUGGCCCGGCUCUUCACCAAGGUGAAGCAGGUCCGCAACUCCGAGCCCAAUGUGCUGCUGCUAGACGCCGGCGACCAGUAUCAGGGCACCAUCUGGUUCACGGUGUACAAGGGCGCCGAGGUGGUGCACUUCAUGAACGCCCUGUCCUACGAUGCCAUGGCCCUGGGAAACCAUGAAUUCGAUAAUGGUGUAGAAGGACUGAUGGAUCCUCUCCUUAGAGGUGUGAAAUUUCCAAUUCUGAGUGCGAACAUUAAGGCAAAAGGGCCGUUAGCAUCUCAAAUCUCUGGUCUCUAUUUUCCAUACAAAAUUCUUAACGUUGGUCAUGAAGCUGUGGGAAUAGUUGGAUACACUUCAAGAGAGACCCCUUUUCUCUCAAAUCCAGGAACGAAUUUAGUGUUUGAAGAUGAAAUCACUACAGUGCAACAGGAAGUGGAUAAGCUAAAAGCUCUAAAUGUGACCAAAAUUAUUGCACUGGGACACUCUGGCUUUGAAAUGGAUAAACUCAUUGCUCAGAAAGUGAGAGGCGUGGAUGUGGUGGUAGGAGGGCACUCCAACACGUUUCUGUAUACAGGUAACUCUCUCAUUAAGACUAUGCAACCAGGACCACUACAUGGGUUACUUUGUCUCUUUUGCCUUAGCAACAGUUAUUUUGUUACUGUUCUUCAAUAUAUACUGAAUGUCAACAUGUGCAAAUCUUACAAAAAGGAGACGUACCAGAUGAAACGGGCUGUGAAGAAGCUCUACGACACUGAUGUAGCCAAGGUCAACCCCCUGAUCAGGCCUGACAGAGAGAAAAAGGCCUGUCCUGUUGAAAACAGCCUCAGGGGGAAACAGAGGCACGUCAAGGGACACUGGGGCAGAAACCAUGGCGGACGGACGGCGGCUGGGACCAGGCUAGUGGCUCAGCGUCUGCCGGAGUGCGAGAAGCUGGCCGAGGAAGGAAGACGUCAAGGAGGCAUUGAGACCUCGUCUCCUCGGAAAAGCACACCCGCGCGGCCUCAGACAUGGUGGCUCCAGCCCGGCUCGUCGUGGCAGUAUCAGCAGUCAGAUUUGGUUCCCCGAGCGAGUGCUGACAAGAAGUUAGAAGAAAUCCCCAAGCUCAAGGGUCUUCUGAAGCUUUUUCCCACCAUGGAGUUGAUGCCCUGGACCACACUUGUGGAGGACUAUGGCGUGGACUUAAGAAAGGCUCUUGCGAGAGUCCAGCAAUUGAUGCUUUUAGCUCCGCAGAGGAAGGUGGUGCAAGAAUGUACCAUUUUUUAUUGUCUGACUAAAAAAAAAUGUGUCAUAACGUACCCAAAUCCAGCCAUUAAAGCAGACAUUAACAAAUGGAGGAUAAAAUUAGAUAAUUAUUCUGCUCAGGAACUGGGACGAACAAUUGUCUAUUUGGAUGGGUCCACUCAGUCAUGCCGUUUCAGAGAAUGCAACAUGGGCAACUUGAUUUGUGAUGCGAUGAUUAACAACAACCUCAGGCACCCAGAUGAGAUGACCUGGAACCACGUGUCCAUGUGCAUUGUCAAUGGAGGCAGCAUCCGGUCGCCCAUUGAUGAGCGGAACAACGGCACAAUUACCUGGGAGAACUUGGCUGCUGUAUUGCCCUUUGGAGGCACCUUUGACCUGGUCCAAUUAAAAGGCUCUACCCUGAAGAAGGCCUUUGAGCACAGUGUCCAUCGCCACGGCCAGUCUACUGGAGAGUUCCUGCAGGUGGGCGGGAUCCACGUGGUGUAUGACCUUACCCAGAAUCCUGGGAACAGAGUGGUCAGCAUAGAGGUUCUUUGCACCAAGUGCCGAGUACCCACUUAUGAGCCCCUCAAAAUGGAUGAGGUGUACAAGGUGGUCCUCCCAAGCUUCCUUGCCAAUGGCGGAGAUUCAUUCCAGAUGAUAAAAAAUGAACUACUAAAACAUGACUCAGGUGACCAAGAUAUCAGCGUGGUUUCUGAAUACAUCUUCAAAAUGAAAGUAGUUUAUCCAGCAGUUGAAGGUCGGAUCAAGUUUUCUGCAGGAAGUUACUGCCGAGGAAGCCUUUUUCUCAUCUCUCUCUCACUUUUGGCAGUGUACCUCACUUUACACCAAUAGUCAAGAUUUCUUCCUGCCAUUACUGCAUGAAGCUACCUUCCCCCCCCUCCCCCCCACAUGAAGUCCAAGUGUUUAUCUUCAGGGCUUGACUUUGUGACGGCACAGAACAUCAGUGCUGGCGCCCAGAAGCGCAAGUUUACAAUGUUGUGAAAAGAAGAAACUGACAUUAUCAAGGUCGACAAGUGAGACAGAAAGGAUCAAGAAAAAAAGUCAAAUGUAAAACUAAAUAUCAAGACUGGUUAUAAUCUAUCAAACAACUUCUGUUUACAUAGAACUUUAUAAUUUACAAGGGAUUUUUAAGCACACUGAAGCCACAGCUUACUUUGGUAGAUAAAGCCAAAAAUCAAAACCAAAUCCACUGCCAUCGAGUUGAUUCCCAACUCAGAAACCCUAUACGACAGAGUAGAA
This is a messenger RNA of Echinops telfairi (small Madagascar hedgehog), 3102 nucleotides long. It is a transcript of the gene NT5E, whose product is annotated as 5'-nucleotidase ecto. The record is from RefSeq and is a predicted model, not a curated record. Gene Ontology annotation, biological process: AMP catabolic process; translation. The transcript is spliced from 13 exons. Bases 1 to 2694 code for a protein of 897 amino acids. Gene Ontology annotation, molecular function: nucleotide binding; metal ion binding; structural constituent of ribosome. Gene Ontology annotation, cellular component: plasma membrane; ribosome. Lineage: Eukaryota; Metazoa; Chordata; Mammalia; Afrosoricida; Tenrecidae.